AUGGACUGCGCGUACAGCACCGACGAGAGGCUUAUCAAAAAGCUGCCUCAUCGCGGGCCUCCGGCACUCAAGAGGGUCAGGUACAUAUUUCGUUUGUCUGACGUGUCGCAGAAUCAUAGUCCUAGAGCGGAUCCCCCUGGUUCUUAUCUGGCUUCUCUUCCCAUCCGCGAUGGCGCACAGAUGGCGACGUAUCUGACACGGUCUGUGAAUCGGAGGCAAUCAAAGCAUGCCAUUAUUGUCAUCCAUGGUAGUCUCCGCGACGCAGACAACUACUGGUCUGUCAUGAAUGCCACUGUUAUGGCACAAAUCCAGGCUGGUAACCCUAAUGUGGAUCCAAACGUUGUCAUUGCCGCGCCCUUGUUCUAUUCAACGAAUCUUAAUAAAGGAGAAUAUACUAGUUCACAACUUGCCUGGGGCGAUAUCAAUGUCUGGCAAGCUGGCGAGCAGUCCAACCACCCCAAAGGCGUAAGCGUUUCAUCCUACGAAGUCAUGGACAAUCUUAUCCGGUACUUUUCUGACAAGUCUCGUUUCCCGCAGAUCCAGAAUAUCACUGUGGCUGGCCACAGUGGAGGUGCGCAAGUUUCGGCGCGUCUGGCAGCCGUCCUUCCUAGUUUACCCAAUGUUCAUGUUCGAUUUUUAGUGGGUGAUCCAAGCUCCAAUGUAUAUUAUACGCACGACCGCCCUAUCACGAACACUUCUAUGGUUGACAAAGCUCAUUGCUCUCUUUACAAUACAUGGCGUUAUGGAUUCGACAAGUUUGAUAUCAAACCCUACGCGGGUCAUGAGCCUACGAGGUAUUUCCGAAACUAUGCGUCUCGCGACGUGGUAAACCUCGCUGGUCUGCUGGAUGUUGAAAAUAAUGGCGACCAGGAGUGCAUGGCCUUACUUCAAGGCGGCACUCAGAGAGUUCAGCGCAAUUUGGCAUUCUGGAAGUACAUCAAUCUCUUGGGCGGCACGAAUCUAGAUGUCUCUGGCUACCCGGGCAAUUUUUCCGAUGUUCCCAAUUGGAAGCAUCACCUCUCGGGUCCUUUCCAACCCCGGUUGAUUGUGGCUGGCAAUUGGUCGCACGACGUCGAAGUUUUCGGAAGUGAUGAGGGUGUAUCUGCUUUGUUUGACACCGAUCUAAUUUCGGGCUGGCAUCCCGGCGAUUCCCCCCUUUUCCCUAUUAGUAGCAACAUUACGGACACGCCUGUAUCUUCUGACGCUCAUUCCCAUCUCAACUCUGGAACACUCGCUGGUCAUCCGUUGUCUAUGGUCACACUUUGCUGUAUUAUUUGGCUCGGUUUUCUUGGUUACUAUAGCACCCUCUUUUCAUACUUGUGA
This is a messenger RNA of Malassezia sympodialis ATCC 42132, 1323 nucleotides long. RefSeq lists its product as uncharacterized. Bases 1 to 1323 code for a protein of 440 amino acids. The record is from RefSeq and is a predicted model, not a curated record. Lineage: Eukaryota; Fungi; Basidiomycota; Malasseziomycetes; Malasseziales; Malasseziaceae. The transcript has a single exon.